Molecule: messenger RNA, 5324 nt
Organism: Toxotes jaculatrix (banded archerfish)
Lineage: Eukaryota; Metazoa; Chordata; Actinopteri; Toxotidae
Product: lysophosphatidylcholine acyltransferase 1
Exons: 14
Molecular function (GO): calcium ion binding
Source: RefSeq, a predicted model, not a curated record
GCUAGCGGACUGGGUUGGGGAACACGGUGUGGUGGAAGGCGUCCUGCGCACGGAAGGCAGAAGGAUAUCGGUGACUUCAAAUAUCCCCAGCUAAUCCUUGAGCUAACCAUUAUCCCUCCAUGCUGUCCGAGAAAGGAAGAUAGCGUUAAUAACCCUGCACUGCCACCUCAAAUUAGCCACGGUGCAAGACAGAUAAGAUAAACUGCGUUUUGCGUGGAGAGUCUUCCUUUUUGGCAGAAUCAGUUUUCGGUUUUGAACAUUGAGAAAUUCUCUACAGCCUCGACUAGCGUUACUUCUUGUAAGUAUGAGACUACCGAGUAACAGACAAUGUGCGAUGGAAGGAGAUGGAAAGAAGAUGGACCAAGCUCCUCCGUUCAGAAACCCUUUUGUGCACGUCUUGAAAUUCACCCCCAUGGAAAAGGCAAAGAUUGCAUUAAUGACAGUCACGCUAUUCCCCAUCCGCCUACUCAUGGCUGCAUUCAUGAUGCUCCUGGCUUGGCCUUUUGCCUUCCUAGCCUCAGUAGGACGCUCCGAGACCGCCGUCGAACCCCAGUGCCUCUGGAGGAGACUGGUGGACAUAAUUCUGAAGAUCAUCAUGCGGGUCAUGUGGUUUGCGGGAGGUUUCCACUGGAUGACUGUGAAAGGGCAGAGGGCAUUGCCUGCAGAAGCACCCAUCCUCACCCUGGCACCCCACUCUUCUUACUUUGAUGCCAUCCCAGUCACCAUGACAAUGGCCUCAAUUGUCAUGAAGGCUGAGAGCAAGGAUAUACCUCUCUGGGGCACUUUGAUUAAGUACAUCAGGCCAGUGUUUGUAUCACGCUCAGACCAGGACUCCAGAAAGAAGACUGUGGAGGAAAUCAAACGCAGAGCCCACUCUGGAGGGGAGUGGCCUCAGAUAAUGAUUUUUCCAGAGGGAACAUGCACCAACAGAUCCUGCUUAAUCACCUUUAAGCCAGGGGCCUUUAUCCCAGCUGUACCAGUGCAGCCCGUGGUGAUUCGUUACCCUAAUAAACUGGACACAAUCACAUGGACGUGGCAAGGACCUGGAGCGUUUGAAAUCCUGUGGCUGACUCUCUGCCAGCUGCACAACGAAUUUGUGAUCGAGUUCCUUCCUAUCUACACACCCUCAGAGGAGGAAAAGAAGAACCCUGCUCUCUUUGCUAUCAAUGUGAGGCGUGUCAUGGCUAAGUAACCCUGGGGGGUACCGAUCACAGACUAUUCAUUCGAAGACUGCCAGCUGGCUAUGGCAGAAGGCCAGCUGAGACUGCCAGUCGACACCUGUCUGCUGGAGUUCGCCAAGCUCGUCAGGAGACUGGGGCUGAAACCGCGGAACACUGAGAAGGUUCUGCAGGAGUACGGGAACAGAGCCAGGAAGCUGGAGGGGCAGAAGCUGGGCUUGGAUGACUUUGCUCAGUUCCUCGACGUGCCAGUUUCAGACAUGCUGCGAGACAUGUUCGCUCUUUUUGAUGAGCAUGAAGAUAACUGCAUGGAUAUCAGAGAAUAUGUGAUAGCCUUAUCUGUCGUAUGCAGACCUGCCAAAACUCUGGAGACGAUGAAAUUGGCCUUCAAGAUGUUUGAGGCAGAGGAGGAUGGCGCCAUCACAGAGAUGGAGUUGGCAGUUAUACUGAAGACGGCUUUAGGGGUGACCCACCUCAGCGUGUCACGUCUGUUUACCGCCAUCGACUCCAAGGACACAGGGAAGAUCACAUUUGACAAGUUCAGAAGCUUUGCCGAUCAGCAUCCAGACUUUGCUGAGGAGUACCUGCACGCAGAAAACGCAGGCCUCCACAGCAGCCCCUGCCACGAUCACCAAAUAAAGCCCAACCUGUCUUCCCUGAACCCGCAAGGCACUGCCACCACCAAAACAGCUAACGGUAUCUGCCCCGACUUCAGCCCCAAUGACCACGAUGGCACAAUAGAUGGACUCCUCAAGAAACACAACUAAAACGAUUUCAGAUGUAGUGGGAGAAAACAAACUCCUCUCCUGGUGAGAGGAUGUUGUAUAAGGGGCAAAGGGUUGUUAGUUACUUGUUAGUAAGUUGUUUGAGCUGUAAGGGACUACACUUCAGUAACCACAACUACAUAAAAAAGAAGAAGUUUACCUUACCCUUUUUUAUUAGUAUUGUAUCCAUGAAAUCUUCUGAGGUUAUUUUCAGCCUGGUAACAGUUUAUUUUGUUAUAAAUUCCUUUUUUUAUUUUUUUUUUUUUCAUAACAAGGAUCGUCAAAAUGCCAAACACUGGUUGUUUCAGAUACAAUGCUUGAAUACUUGAAGGGCAAGCACUUACAAAAACUCCAGUGGCAAAUGUUUAUUUUUAUUUUUUUUCUUUUCCCUCUAACAUAGUACUGACUGUGCAUGUUUUUAACAAGAGGGAAGAAAGAAAAAAACAAAAAAACAAGCCCUGGACAGUGAAGUGAACUAAUUUCUAGUGAAAUCAGUGUUCGAGUCUCUUUUUAUUUGUAAAUUUUAACUCUUUCCUUUCUUUAAUGGUAGCUGCCUUUUGAACUGAAAGUGCAGAAUGCAUGGGCUCAUGUUAUUUUGAGCAGUAUUGAGGAUUAUUUAUCUAAAGACUGGAGACCCGGAGGUACCAGUGAUAAUUGUUUGACCACUUGAAGCGUUCAGCUUUAGUCGCCACAUUUGAGGUGAACUCAGGUCUCUGCGAGUUGUUGGUCGUAAUUGCUAUGAGCCUGUUACAUAUACAAUGAUAUAUUUGAUUUAGCUCAGGGUUCAGUAACAAAAAAAAUGAAAAAUUGUAUGAUGUCAUCAUUUCUGAUGCUCACUGGGUUACGUGCAUGUGUUUUUGUUUUUUCUUUGGACAUCAUCACUCUUCUGCCCAGUCAUUCCUCAUUCACAUAAACUUCACUGAUAUUUUUUUUUUUUCUUUCAGCUUGGCAGAUUUAAGUGUCUUUUAUUAUUAUUAUUAUUAUUAUUAUUAUUAUUAUUAUUAUUAUUACUAUUGAAGUGACACAACGUGGACCAAAAAUACAUUUGGGUGAUUUCAUGUCACCUGUCAUGUUUGUACUGUCCUUGUCCAGUCCAGUGGUGUAAUGGCCUUAAAGGAAAAAUUUACAGUGUGUGACCGUUGAAAGCACAUUCAGUUUGGUGGUUAAGUUGGUGCCUCCAUAGGCAAAGGUCACACAGUUUCCCUUUUUGCAUUACACUGCUAUACAGUUUUAAUCAUUCUCCACUUUUCACAGCAUAUUAUUCCUCAGUCUGUCUGAAAUCCCCACUCUUCCAGUAUGUUUUGAAGGAUGUAAUAACGGAACAUUAGCCUCUUACUCACCUGUAAAUUUGACUUUUCUUCUAUGUGCAUGUUCUUCUUCAUUAACAGAGGCAUGUUCUGAAAGACAUCCAAGCACCUUUGCCGUCCAAUCACAUUUUAGGGACCAGUCUGGAAAAAUAGCCACCUGUGCUAAUAUUUAUACCUCAUUUUUUGCAUCAAGUUUUUGCCAAUCAUGGUCGUACUGGCCCAAAAAUAUCUGGCACAAAUAAGAUUUAAUGGCUUCUCAGACGUCUCAGCAAACUCACAUUCAGCUUCUGGCCAUGAAAUGUAUUUAUAAUCAGUGGCUAGGCGGCCCUAUGCUUUCAAGUCGAAUUGAAAUGAAUAAAUAUUAAAGAUUACAAAUUUUAUCCCAAAUCAGGCAAAUAGUGUAGCUGCUCGUUAGUCUUUACUGGUCUUUAUAUUUUCAAUUUUAGGACGCAGGUACCUUGGUUCACACUGGGAAAAAUGCUCUGAUAAGUUCUCCUCUCACAUUUUCCAAAUUGUCCAUCACACAUUGUUCUUAUUUGUGUGAUUUGAAUUCAAGAAACUUAAUCUGAAAUUACAAUCAAGUGACACUUUUUUAACGUGUUGACGAAACCUGUACUGUUUACUUCUAUUAUGGAAAGUGAUGCUCAUUUCAAUCAUUUCCUAACAAUUUUUUUUCUUUCUGUCUCUAGAAGCAGACCAAAAAAAAAAACCUAAAACUCAAGAAAAAAAAACACACAUGAUGAAAGGUAGAUUAUGCUGCAACUUCUUUAAAAUGUACAUGCAUUGCUUUACAUCAUGUCAUUUUAUAGGGCAAUUAUUUGUUAAAGGGAAUACUCUCCUGAGCAGAACACAUUAGAAUCUGUAGCUCGUACUUGGGAUCUGUGCAGUCAUGGUUGGAUUCUCUUGGCUCUGUUCAUGGAUAUCACAAAAGGAUUUACAACUUAAGUUUUUUUUGUUUUUUUUAAUUAAUUUCUCUAAGUUCAUCAUGUCAGUGAGCGUCACAUUCCCAUCACAUUCAUGACCAUGCAUACUGUACAUGUAUCCCCAUUAUGGCUUUCAGUGAAGCAAUAUUUCACAUCUCUUAAGCCUUCUCAAGAUGUAUGCUUUUGAAGAGUUCUGAUAUGUAUUUUGAAUAUUCCAAAUGCAGGACAUUUUGUGAAUUUUUGAUAUACGUAUAUGAAUGAUUUUUAUUUUCACUGCCAUGACAGAGAUCUGUGACCUUCUCUCCUCUGCAGAUUGUAUUGAUGGUGAAAAUUGAGCCACAUUUUUUUGUUUCUCCUUUGUAUAAUACUGCAGUUGUUUUGUGCUGUAAUCCUCCUACACAGUGUAAAGUUUUAUUGUUGUUAUAUUAUUACUAUUAUCGCUGAGUUGACUGCUUAGAAACAAAAUGCAGAUUUCAUAUGGAAACCGAUAGCCUUGAAUCUAUAGAAUUUUUAUGCUAAAAAAAAAAAAAAACAAAAAAAAAAAGAGAAUGUAUAGACAAUCUUGUCACAAUCAGAAGCUACUCAAAGCACUGAUCUCCAGUGGACAUUUUCCUAAGAAGUCAUGGUUUUUCAAACGUUUUCACUUUUUAUCCUGUUCGAACCCUGUCUCCAUCGACUUUUUUUGUUACGUUUGAGGCGUGCAGGUUGAACUAAGCAAAGUGUGAGUGUGCAGGUGUGUCAGGCCUUGAGGUGAAGUCUGCCACCACAUGACGGGCCGCAUCGUACAAACACUCCAGACUGUACGCACAUAGAAACUUAACAUUCGAUAUGUUCAAUCACAGUCUUUUAGUAUUGCCCCCGUACUACGUUGUCCUUUUAAAUUGUAUGUAUUUGUGCUUGCACUUUAGAUUAUUGUCUUUAUUUUUGGAAGAAAUAUCACAUUGCUGUAAAGCAUGUUAAAUUUGUAGGUUACAAUAUUGUAGCUCAAUUCUUGAUAAUAUGAAUUUUUUUUUUUUUGCAUUCUUAUAUUUGCUACAGUAAUGGGAGCAUGGAGGAAAGUAGGGAUCACAAAUUAAUGGAAGCUCUCCCUCGCCCCACAAAUUUCUCUGUACUGUAAGAAAGAGUUCGGUUGGUUUAAACAUCUAAAACACU